Trypanosoma conorhini is the source of this 567-nucleotide messenger RNA. RefSeq names its product group II trans-sialidase superfamily. Gene Ontology annotation, molecular function: exo-alpha-sialidase activity. Lineage: Eukaryota; Euglenozoa; Kinetoplastea; Trypanosomatida; Trypanosomatidae. The record is from RefSeq and is a predicted model, not a curated record. The transcript has a single exon. The coding region runs from base 1 to 567 and encodes 188 amino acids.
AUGUGGGACUAUGGUAACGUGUACGGCUUUGUGAAUUACGCGUUCACGCUUGUGGCGACGGUGCUCAUCCAUCAGGCUCCGAAAGGGAGCGCGCCCCUGCUGUUUGCUGGCCGGGAGGACGAUGACAGCAUUAAGUUCGUGGGGCUGGCGUACACGGCGGAGAUGAAGUGGGAGACGGUCUUCAACGGCACGGCGGCCGCACCCAACGGCAGUUGGGAGCCGGGGAAGCACUACCAAGUGGCGCUCGUGCUGCAGGGCAACAAGGGCUCCGUGUACGUGGACGGCGAGCUCGUGGGGAGCUCCGAAGCGCUGCCAACACUCGAGGCACGGAAUUACGAAAUCUCACACUUCUACUUUGGAGCUGGCGAGGGUGGCAGGGUGGCGGUGACGGACGUCUUGUUGUACAACCGCCCACUGAGUGCCACUGAACCCAAAUUGGAAAACGACACAUCUGAUAGCGGUUCAGAUGACUCGAGUGAAGCGGACAGCUCCAUGCGUGCGGAUGUGUCUCGGGUGCUGCUACUCCUGCUGCUGCUGGGGCUAUGGGGCUUUGCGGCCCUCUCCUGA